GCACUUGACUGACGUCUGAGCAGACCAAUGAAAAUAAGCCUUUCUACUGGACCCGCCCUCCUGUCGUCUAACUAGCUACUUGCCGACUGAGCUGUUAAGAGGAAGCGGUAGAAGAGAAUUAAUCCAACAAAUGGUCUUUUACAGCCGUAGUAAUAUGUGGUGGAAUCAUGUCCUGCUGGCCAGCUGGGUUCUGCUGCUCGUCCACAUCCACAAUGUGGAGGCAGUUCCUAUCAGUAUUGACAGGACCAAAAUCAACAAAGCGCCUGAGAUGAAAACUGAAACCGCUCCAGCCAGUGUGGACACUGGCCUCCACUAUGACCGCUACCUCAGGGAAGUCAUUGAUUUUCUUGAAAAAGAUGAACAUUUCAGAGAAAAACUCCAUAAUACAGACAUGGAAGAUAUUAAGCAAGGUAAACUAGCCAAAGAGCUGGACUUUGUAAGCCACCACGUAAGAACAAAACUGGACGAGUUGAAGAGGCAGGAGGUAAACCGACUGCGUACAUUGAUUAAAGCAAGGCAUGACCUCGAAGGUGGAAAUGAUAUCGCAGUGGACCACCAGGCUCUGUUGAAACAGUUUGAAUACUUGAACCAUAUGAAUCCACACACGUUUGAAGUGGAUGACCUGGAUCGCCUCAUCAAAUCGGCCACCAACGAUCUGGAGAAUUUUGACAAAGAGCGACACGAGGAAUUCAAGAGGUAUGAAAUGAUGAAGGAGCACGACAGGCAGGAACACCUAAAGACGCUGGAUGAAGAUAAAAGAAAGCAAGAGGAGGAGCACUAUGAGGAGCUAAGGAAGAAACACGCUGACCAUCCCAAAGUCAACCACCCAGGAAGCGAGAAUCAGCUAAAAGAAGUGUGGGAGGAAACAGAUGGUUUGGACCCUGAGGAUUUUGACCCAAAAACCUUUUUCAAUUUACAUGACACUAAUGGAGACGGUUUCUUUGACGAGCAAGAACUGGAGUCACUCUUCACCAAAGAGCUGGAGAAAAUCUAUGAUCCUACCAACGAGGAGGACGAUAUGGUGGAAAUGGAGGAGGAAAGGUUACGCAUGAGGGAACAUGUCAUGAACGAGGUGGAUGCUAACCAGGACAGGUUGGUCUCAUUAGAAGAGUUCCUGACUGCUACCAAUAAAAAGGAAUUCUUGGAGCCGGACAGUUGGGAGACCUUGGAGCAGAACCAAGCCUACACGGACGAGGAGAUGAGGGAAUUUGAGGAGCACCUCGCUCAGCAGGAGCACGACCUCCGGCAGAAGUCUGUUGACCUCCAGAAACAGAGAGAUGAGCUGGAGAGACAACAGGAGCAGCUCAAUGCGCAGAAAAUGGAGCUACAGCAGGCUGUGGAUCAUAUGGAACAGCUCAAAGCUGAAAAACAGCAACAACCUCCUGAGGUCCACAUCGAAGGAAACGCCGUCCCAGAGAUCCACGAUCAAGACGCCGUCCACGUCCAGGAGGAGCAGCACCCCGUAGAUCCAGUCCACCACGACGCUUCCCAGGACCAGAACCAGAUUCAGAACCAACAAGGGGCCGAGCAGACGCACCAGGAUUUGCCGCCAGGCCACCAGGAAAGCCCACAGGACGAGAACCGCCUUAAGUGAAUCCUUCUCAGCCAGCAGACAUUUGCAAGCCAGGCUGGCCCCUUCUUCCUGACGCUCAGGACACUCGAAGCACAGACCAAGAACUCUUUGCUUCCUGGACUCACGGAUUUACAGGAUGGAAACUCCAACCAUUUUUAUAAAUGUCAAGAACGAGACUGGAAUCUUACUAAAUAUGUAAUCGUACAUUUCCUGUGGAACAAAUCCUCAUCAUUUCAAUUACUAAAUGGCCAACCACUACACAAAGAGUACAAAUGAAAUUGAAGUUUGCCACUCUAAAUAAAUCCUGCUUUGGCUGCUGGGACAAACCCAUCACCAUUUUUUUUUUUUACCAAUUUGCAUCUCCCCAGUCAAAGAUAAAUGUUUAGUGAUGUUUACAUUUGAAGGCCAUUUUUUGCCUUUGUGCACAUUUGUGUGUGGCAUGUGUUGGAUUUGAUCACAUUUUUAACUGAACUAGUGUCAUUUUUUUAAUGAAUUGCAAAUACCUUUUAGAUUACAAUGACAUCGAAAUACGUUCAGGAGUCCUGAUUUUUAAAAGGAGGGUAAAAAGGGCAAAACUGGGAUUUUUAUGUGAAGUGAGCUAACUUAACGUUUCUUUAGUUUCUGCUCUGUUGUGGUUUUCUAGCAACGCAACUUUAAUUGGCCUUCUCUUUUUUAUUAUUGUUUCCAUUCACACAAACGGCAAAGGUUUCACAUUAUUUGUCUGCGUCAGGGUUUUCUUUGCAAAAUGAUGCACAAUAGUUUGCAGAAGGUGUACAAGUGGUUCUGAUUUUGCUUGCUGCUGGAUGUCUCAGUUCCACAUAAUAAAAAGACUGCAACCUUUCA
Messenger RNA from Nerophis ophidion (straightnose pipefish), 2416 nucleotides. RefSeq names its product nucleobindin 2a (gene nucb2a). The record is from RefSeq and is a predicted model, not a curated record. Gene Ontology annotation, cellular component: extracellular exosome; endoplasmic reticulum-Golgi intermediate compartment. NCBI's taxonomy places the organism in Eukaryota, Metazoa, Chordata, Actinopteri, Syngnathiformes, Syngnathidae. Gene Ontology annotation, molecular function: calcium ion binding. Bases 131 to 1594 code for a protein of 487 amino acids. The transcript has 13 exons.